Molecule: messenger RNA, 879 nt
Organism: Saccharomyces mikatae IFO 1815
Lineage: Eukaryota; Fungi; Ascomycota; Saccharomycetes; Saccharomycetales; Saccharomycetaceae
Gene: EMC2
Product: Emc2p
Exons: 1
Coding region: 1-879 (292 amino acids)
Biological process (GO): protein folding in endoplasmic reticulum
Cellular component (GO): EMC complex
Molecular function (GO): protein binding
Source: RefSeq, a predicted model, not a curated record
AUGUUGAAGGAUUUGGUUAGAGAAAAACUUUUAGUGAUUAUGAAUACCAAAGCGUAUACUCAAUUCAAUCCGGAACAAUUACUGAAACUAGAAAAUGAAUUAAAAAUCUACAUGAAAAGUGGGGACUCUGCACUGACAGAGGUCAAUUAUUUUUUCUUAAUGGAAAUGCUUUUUUAUGUAUUGGUAUACCGGAACCAAGAUGUUGAUGCGCAAGUCAUAUACAAUACACUAAGAGACCGUCUUGGUGAAACCUCGUAUAAGAUGGUAAUCAUGAAAGCCACCUUAUUGCAAAUAAAUGGUGACGAUAAAGGCGCUAUUGAGUACCUGGAAAAUCUGUUGAAAGAUGAUCUAGAGUAUGAAACAGAUUUCGUUACUUACGUCUCCAUUGCCAAGAAACUAAUAGCAAUUAAGGCAAGCUGCAGGGAAUUGAGCCAAGAGGGUAUCCUUAAAGAAUUAGUGGCUCUUACAGAUAAAUUUCCCCUUGAUGCCGAGCUGUGGUGGUACUCCAGCGAGAUUUAUUUUGAAAUGGGUCAAUUUGAAAAAGCCCGUUAUUGUUUGGAACAGGUUCUGUGUAUCACACCAUUCAAUUAUGAUUGUUUUGGUAAACUAAGUGAGACUCUAUACUACGAGGCUCUGCAUAGCAAGAAGCAAGUAAAAGACGACCUUUUGAACAAAGCGUUGAAAAACGCUUUAAGAAGUGUGGAAUUAAGCGAACUAUACUUAAAAGGGUGGGCAUUGGUUUACGUCAUUUCUAACAGAAUGGGACGCGGUAAACAAAAUGAUCUAAUCAAACUAUCCACAUCUAAGUUAAAGGAAGUCUCCACGAAGUCCAACAAUAAAGAUAAGAUCACGGCUGAAUUAGUUUUAAAUAGUAUAUGA